AUGUCACCGCGUAUUGACACUGGGACACUGGACGGCCUAGUUCAAGAUCAAGGACUCGAAUGUAGCAGGCCAAACAAGCCGCGACCCGCCAAUGGUUCUGAACUGAAUGAAAAGUGCGCCAGGCCGAGGACUAGGCGAUCCACUGAACGCACCAAACAGGAGCAUGAAGACAUGGACCGACAAGUAUUUGAUUGUUUGGACGAUCCACCAGAAACAGUGGAUCUUGCCGAUCUUCUCCACUUGAUUGUAAUGCGCGAUCCAUACCUCGACUUUAAAAAGUGUGGGACACGCUCUAAAGCUGAGCGGCUUAUCGAGGCAAAUCCAGAACUGGGGCGGCUGUUGACGAAUGCUCUAAGGGAGGGUACUUUUCGCGACGUCCGCGACUUAGAUAUGCUGCAUCCGCCUGUUGUCGAUAUAGAUAUGGAUUCCCUACUCAAGAGCACGGGGCUAACUCAAAGGAGCAGAUCUGACCUGGAAGACGACGUGAACCAGCAGAUUUACCGCUGCUUGCGCGGAAAUCGAGAUGUUCAUGGCGCUCAGGAUAUACUAGGGCUCAUCAUAUACCAUGACCAUAAGAGAUAUGCGGACCCUUUGGAGUUGAAGGCACUUCUUGAGAAAAAUUGA
Sparassis crispa is the source of this 624-nucleotide messenger RNA. RefSeq lists its product as hypothetical. The record is from RefSeq and is a predicted model, not a curated record. Bases 1 to 624 code for a protein of 207 amino acids. NCBI's taxonomy places the organism in Eukaryota, Fungi, Basidiomycota, Agaricomycetes, Polyporales, Sparassidaceae. The transcript has 2 exons.